AUAUGACAAGCCUCCUAGAACUAAACGCAAUUACAGAACCUACAUGGAAGCGAAAUGAGUUGAAUAGUCAGAUCAAUGAUAUAUGGACAAACACAGAUAUAGCCCUAGACUUUACAAAAUCUGAACUAAUAGAAGCAAGCAAAAUUACGGAUA
Ambispora leptoticha is the source of this 153-nucleotide messenger RNA. The record is from the annotation of a GenBank genome assembly. Lineage: Eukaryota; Fungi; Glomeromycota; Glomeromycetes; Archaeosporales; Ambisporaceae.